AGGCCCAGAGGCUUCUGGGUAGCGGUUUACCCCCGCCCCCUGCGGCGGUGCUUUCCUUUCCCUCCCAGACGCCGCCGAGGUUGCACGCGUGAGGCCUCUCCGCCGCCGAGAUGCGCUACGUCGCUUCCUACCUGCUGGCUGCCCUCGGGGGCAACCCCUCCCCCAGCGCCAAGGACAUCAAGAAGAUCCUGGACAGCGUCGGCAUCGAGGCGGACGACGACCGGCUCAACAAGGUCAUCAGUGAGCUGAAUGGAAAAAACAUUGAAGAUGUCAUUGCCCAGGGUAUUGGCAAGCUUGCCAGCGUACCUGCUGGUGGGGCUGUGGCUGUCUCUGCUGCCCCAGGUGCUGCAGCUCCUGCUGCUGGUUCUGCUCCCGCUGCAGCAGAGGAAAAGAAGGAGGAGAAGAAGGAGGAGUCCGAAGAAUCAGAUGAUGACAUGGGAUUUGGCCUAUUUGAUUAAAUUCCUGCUCCCCUGCAAAUAAAGCCUUUUUAUGUA
Molecule: messenger RNA, 494 nt
Organism: Lemur catta (Ring-tailed lemur)
Lineage: Eukaryota; Metazoa; Chordata; Mammalia; Primates; Lemuridae
Gene: RPLP2
Product: ribosomal protein lateral stalk subunit P2
Exons: 5
Coding region: 111-458 (115 amino acids)
Biological process (GO): cytoplasmic translational elongation
Cellular component (GO): ribosome; cytosolic large ribosomal subunit
Molecular function (GO): structural constituent of ribosome
Source: RefSeq, a predicted model, not a curated record